AGGCCCCAUGGAGUCGGGUUCAUCGCCCCCUCUGUUUGUCCCCGCCAAACCAGAGAAGAAGUCGUCAAGGAGGACAAGGAAACAUCUCAAGGAGGGCGACGGCAGAUCCACAGACAGCGAAGACCCCGCCGCUGCAGCUGGGAACAAAGACGCCUCCAAGAAGAAGCGACGGCGAGGCGAAGCGGGCAGAAAUAAGAGGGAGGGUGGACGCGACGGCAAGGCCCCGGGGGUCGCGCAGAGGUCAACAGAGACAGCAGACUUUGAGGACCAAGCGUCGUCUGUCAGAGAAGAACAGAAGCAGCAGAAAAAAGGCGGCGGAGCAAACAAGACGAGCAAAGUUUGCAGUGAGGCUGUUUUAUGGUUUUGUUUUAGUGGCUUUAAUUACUGUGGGAGAAGAUUGAAAAACAGGAGAAUAAAAGCCUUCAUGAGGAUACCUUCAAUCCAUCUGCAUGUGGUAUUUCCGUUGAAUGUUCUUUGUCGGGGGGGAAAUAAACAGGAACAAACAAGGUUUUUUUUCUCCUUUUUGAAGAACCAUUGCAGGAUGAGGAAGCCCUGACGAAGCAGAACGGAGUGAAACAGAAGGAGCUCGGAUCAAACGGGGAAAAAAGAGACGGGGGAAGACUGAAGGACUUCUAUGAGGAAUGCGUGGCAAUGAGCGCGGCGUUGGAGCGCCGCCCAAACAAACACAACUGGUUCAAGGCAAACAUCGUGGAGAGGCGGCGGCUCCAGAGGAGGCUGUCGUCGUGCCCCGAAGGCCCGGCCUCUGAUGUGGAGCGCAGUGCAGAAAGUGACACGGACCCCCGGCCCGACGGAGAGCCCGACGGAGAGCCCGACGGAGAGCCCGAGGAGCAGCAGGAGCAGCAGCAGCAGGAGGAGGAGGAGGCCGGCCAGAGAGCUCGCAGCGAAGAGCCUGUUAAAGAGCAGGACCUGCAGGCGCAGCUGGACGCCAUGGUGACGGUGCUGAGCGCGUCCGACGAGGUGGAGCAGCUGGUCCUGCGGAACACGGGCCUGACGGACGACCUUCUGCUGAGCCUGGCGGGGGCCCUGAUGACCAGCCUGUCCGAGGUCACGCUGCUCAACCUCAACCUCAACCUCAUUGGCCCGCAAGGUGCUCACAUCCUGCUGGACGUCCUGAGGGCCAAGCCUCAGGUCAGGGGCCUGCAGUAAGUCCCGGGCUCCACUGAUCUGCAAUCCCGACAGAAUACCGAAUAACCAGCAGAUCCAGCAAAGUGUUCCAAAAUAAACUUCAGGAAAGAACAUAAUAAAACGAUAAAAGGGAAAGAGACACAGCUGAUCCAAGGCCAGCCUCGUUGUUGCAGAAUAAAACCUUCGCCUCUUGCUGUUGAAUUACACGAUCCGUCUCUUUUAUGUGAAAAAGAAAUGCCUCCAGUGGCUUACCACCAGAUUUUAUUUUUUUAGACGAAAUACAGGGAAUGUGCAAUGACUUGUCUUUCUGACGGAGAUGUUGACAGAUGUAAAGAUUUGCAGUGCACGCUGACAUGGGUGAGAUGAAAAGAAAAGCGUCUGGUCUAAAGGAAUAGAUGAGAAGAUUCAUACCAAUCCGUGAUGUGUCCUUUGAAUAUAAGGC
Gasterosteus aculeatus aculeatus (three-spined stickleback) is the source of this 1588-nucleotide messenger RNA. NCBI's taxonomy places the organism in Eukaryota, Metazoa, Chordata, Actinopteri, Perciformes, Gasterosteidae. The record is from RefSeq and is a predicted model, not a curated record.